CAGAGUGGUAACAAGCGUUUACGCUUCGCGACUUGUGGAAGUUUUAUUAUUUUUCACAGCAUCUCGGAUAUUUGCCAAGUGAAACCCAUCGUUGGAGACCGCACGGCAUAGUCUCGCAUAUAAAUCUCACAAUGAAGUUUUCGGAGGGUGAAGAAGUUCUUGCCAAGCAUCCGAAUACCUCUGAAUAUUAUAAGGGAAAGAUUCUCAACGUCAGAGGUGAUCGAUAUAAGAUACACUUUGAAACAGGCAUUGAGUAUACAGUUAAAGAAAAUGAUAUAAAGGCUGAGAGAAUAGGGAGAAUCUCGACGAGAACAAACAGAGCAACAAAAAGCCCUACAAGACGUUCUCCUAGUAGGAAAUCACCAAGUAGGCGAUCGCCUGGAAGACAGUCGCACAGAUCUCCUGGAAGAUCGCCAUCAUCUACGACUAGGAAAUUACCUAUUCGUAGCACACGUCUCGCUAAAAUAUCUCUGUCUCGUAUAGAUGUCGAAAGAGAUAAAACGAGCAAUCAUAAAGGAAGCGACAUAAAGAUACCGAAUGAGAGUCCAACUGAUUCGUUGCCUUUGCAGCAACGUUUGAAGGAAAUUAUGACUGUAACACAUAGACCAUCGCUUCUGAAGACUGAACAAGAAUAUAAAUCGAUUAUAUUAAGAAGUAUUGAUAGAGCUGCCUCGCUUCCAGUGGAAAGGAAAAGUUAUGUACAAGAUUAUCCUCUGGGAGAAAAAGAAAGAGGAUACUCAAUGCAAAGAGAUCAAGAUAUAACAAAAACUUUACAGGAAGGCGAAAAAUGGGAAACGGUUGUGAAACGUGAGAAAGAAAUAAAUAGAGUUGAUAAACCGCAAGAAUGGGGUGGAUGGGUUGGGACAGUUUUCCUCACAUUUAUAUUACCAAUGUCCGUAAUCUUACCACAACUCUUAUGCUCAAAAGGACAAUGCAAAUCUACACUUAUAAAACUUUCUGCUGAUGUGAAGUCUUAUAUAAAUUUAUAUACGUUGCUGUCUUAUAUUGCAUUUUUAACAUUAUUGGCUUGUAUUUCGAUUAUACCGAUUGGGAAAAUCAUAGAUGGACAGCAGAGUAAAAUUGGAAGACUCCGAUAUCGCAUAAAUGGCUUUUUGAGUGCUAUAGUGGCUAUGAUGGGAUUUGGUUUAUGUGUAUACAUGAAUAUACCGGUCAGUGAAUACAUUCUGAAUAAUAUCGUGCAGUUGUCUGUCAGUGCGUGGAUUGUGGGAACGAUUUUAGCUUUGGGAUUGUAUAUUAAAGCAGGAAAAGCUCCAGUAAUCAAUCUAAAUAUAUACGCAUCAACCAACAGCAAGAUAUACAAUUUUUGGCAGGGUAGAGAAAUUAAUCCACGAAUUGGCACUUUGGAUUUCAAACUGCUGUUAAUACGAGCUUCUCUCAUUGGCACAUUGAUCGUGAACACAGCCAUCGCCCUUAAAGUUGUUGGCAAUAUAAAGAGUCCAAAUAUUGAGAAACUUGAUGUAACUACAUUAUUAGCUAUCUUGUUGCAACUAUUUUAUAUUCUACAUGGAUUAAUAUACGAAGCUACUAUCUUUACGUCCUUUACAAUAAUGUACGAGGGAACCGGAUACAUGACAUGUGUUAGUCAUUUGUUGUACCCAUUCUUGACGACUCUCACUACAAGAUUUAUAUUAUAUCAAAAAAUGAAACUUGAUUACUUUGUUGGGUUAUCUAUUUUGAGCUUUAUAAUGGGAUAUGUUUUGUAUUACACUAGUAAUUUGCGGAAAGAUGAGUUCAGAAAGAAUCCAAUUUCAUCAACAGUACCUUAUUUAGAAACCAUCCCGACAUCACGAGGAAAGAAGUUGAUGUUGUCCGGUUUAUGGGGUCAUGUGAGACAUCCCAAUUAUUUGGGUGAUGUUAUAAUGCAUUGGUCUAUUGCGAGUAUUGGCUUAGCAAAUGACAUUCUACCAUACUACACCGCGAUCUGUUGUACAUUAGUACUCGCUUAUAGAGCUGUGAGAGACAAUAAACGUUGUCAGAUGCGCUAUGGAUAUGCAUGGGAGCAGUAUUGUUCGCGUGUGAAGUACAUGAUUUUGAAACGUAUAUUUUAA
This is a messenger RNA of Atta colombica, 2069 nucleotides long. RefSeq names its product delta(14)-sterol reductase (gene LBR). Gene Ontology annotation, biological process: sterol biosynthetic process. Gene Ontology annotation, molecular function: oxidoreductase activity, acting on the CH-CH group of donors, NAD or NADP as acceptor. The record is from RefSeq and is a predicted model, not a curated record. The transcript is spliced from 9 exons. Bases 132 to 2069 code for a protein of 645 amino acids. Lineage: Eukaryota; Metazoa; Arthropoda; Insecta; Hymenoptera; Formicidae. Gene Ontology annotation, cellular component: endoplasmic reticulum membrane; nuclear inner membrane.